This is a messenger RNA of Vicugna pacos (alpaca), 3233 nucleotides long. The record is from RefSeq and is a predicted model, not a curated record. Lineage: Eukaryota; Metazoa; Chordata; Mammalia; Artiodactyla; Camelidae.
CAUUGCCACUAAAAGCUGCGUGAUCACCUUUACUCCUAUUCCUGUAGCUAGGAAAAACGAGUCGUUCUUUUCGGUAGGCUUUCUUCACUCUAAGAAAGCCGCCUGCAAUUGCCGCGAACGUACACUUUUUGACCUAGGAAGGAUCCGUAAAAUCUCGCGAUACGCUCAGCUCUCGGGGAAACUAUCAUGGCUGCGCCUGCAUGUAACUGGGGGUUUUGAUCUAAGAAGACUGUCCUUUGACUCAAAACACUUCCUUGUCUCUGAUAAUGGAUUGAAGAAAAUAAACUUUCAUCAUGAGGCCUCCAAUGAAGAAGUCACCAAGCGAACAAAACCAACCCCUGUCAGCUGUAGAAAACUGUCUGAGAAGUGUAAUUCCCUGAGUGAUGUAUUAGAUCUAUUUUCUGAAGCACCUACAUUUCCUAGUAGUAACUAUUUCUCAGCAAUGUGGGUAAUUGCUAAAAGGAUGUCUGAUGACCAAAAGCACUUUGAAAAGCAACUGAUGUUUAACCACCCUGCGUUUAGCCAGCUGUGCGAACACAGUAUGAGAGAAGCCAAGAUCAUACACUGUAACAGCCUGCUGUUCAGUCUUCAUGCUAUGGUGAAGCUUGGAAUUCCUCAGAACACCCUACUCAUACAGACUUUGCUGAGGGUGGUCCAGGAGCGUAUCAAUGAAUGUGAUGAGAAAUGUCUUUCAAUUUUGUCAACUAUUUUAGAGGCAAUGGAGCCAUGCAAGAAUGUGGAUGUCCUUCGAGCAGGGUUGCGGAUGCUAGUUGAUCAGCAAGUCUGGAAAAUAGAACAUGUCUUCACUUUACAAACUGUAAUGAAAUGUAUUGGAAAAGAUGCACCGAUUGGUCUUAAAAGGAAAUUGGAGAUGAAAGCCUUGAAGCAAUUAGACCAAUUUUCUGUUUUGAAUAGCCAGCACAUGUUUGAGGUACUGGCUGCCAUGAAUUACCGUUCUGUUAUCCUUCUGAAUGAAUGCAGUGCGAUGGUCACAAGUAAUAUCCAUGGAUGUCCUUUAAAAAUCUUAAUCAACAUAUUGCAGUCUUGCAGAGACCUCCGAUAUCAUAAUAUGGAUCUUUUUAAGGGAAUAGCAGAUUACGUGGCUACAACUUUUGACAUCUGGAAGUUGAAACAAGUUCUUUUUCUCCUGAUUUUAUUUGAAAACUUAGGUUUUCGGCCUGUUGGUUUGAUGGACUUGUUUAUGAAGAAAGCAGCAGAUGAACCUGGCUUCCUAAAUGUGAAAAGCCUUGUCUCCAUUCUUAAUGUGUAUUCUUCUCUCAAUCACUUGGACACAUGCCAGGCCCACGAGUUCCUAGACGUUAUGACUAAUGCUCUGACUGGUAGUCUUCACCACAUCUCUUCUGAAAACCUAUUAAAUGCUGUGUGUUCAUUUUGCUUGAUGAACCGUUUCCCUCUGGCCCCUGUUAAUCAGCUUCUCCAGAAGGACAUCAUCAAUGAGCUGCUGACCUCAGGUGAUGUGGAGAGGAAUGUUCACAAGCUUCAUAUCUUGGCCACUUGUCUAAAACUUGACGACGCUCCGUAUCACAAGGACAUCCACUUAGCGCUGCCAAAGCCGCCACUCACGCCGUUACAGCCAAAUGCAAAGGCUGGGGAGGCGCUCAGUAGCCUUCUGGGAGAAGGAUACUUCUCAAAAAGUGUGCAGUUGCCACAUAAUUAUUAUAUUGAUUUCGAAAUCAGAAUGGAUACUAACAGGAGCCAAGUGCUUCCAUUUUCUGACGCGGAUGUGGUAACUUCUGCUACAGAUAUUCAGAGAGUAGCUGUACUAUGUGUUCCUAAAUCUACUUACUGUUUGGGUUCAACCCACCCCAGAGGAUUCCUUGCUAUGAAAAUGCGGCAUUUGAAAGUAAUGGGUUUUCAUGUGAUCUUGGUCAAUAACUGGGAGGUGGAAAAACUAGAGAUGAAGGAUGCAGCCACAUUUUUGAAGACUAAAAUCUAUUCAACGGAAGCACUUUCUACUGCUGAUGUAAAUCUGCAAAGCACCUGCUAAAGUCAAAAGCAACCUUUUAAUGUUAGGAGACAUAAAUGUGUAAAAAUAACUUUUAAGAAAGACUAUAAUUCAGUUGUUGAUGGAAUUUUUCUGACUGCUCACUAUAACAAAAAGUGUUAUUUCAGUUCACAGUUAAAGUUAAUUUUAGGAAUGAAAUAAAUGUUGUUACUGGCAUUUUAGAAUAUGCUGAGAAAAUUCCAAAAGUGUCAUUUUUCAAUCAUAUGUAUUCCUUUCAGUGUCCCAGAUACUCAACAAAUUCAUGAGCUGUAGGUUUUACUUUUUCUCAUUAGCUUUGAUGCAUUAAGAACUGGUUUCUUAGUUGUGAUGGGCUGCAGAUAAGUUGAUGUGGGCAGUCCUUAGGUUUGGUAUCUGCACAUUUAUACUCUGGCUAUAAGCUGUUCAAGGACUCGGGCAUUGGCCACAUUUUCAAACACUGGCCACAAAGCAAUUGGAGUAGGUUCUCAAAUUGUAGAAGGUAUAAGAAUUAAUGAGAUAGCGUGUCAAAAAUGGGUGAAAGUUGGGCACCUGCAGUUGUAACAAGCAUUCUAGGUGGAAGUGGUUUGUGGGCUGUACUAAGAGAAACGAGAUAAUACAGAGAUGGCGGGGAACCCGAAUCUAGUGCGAUCAGUUGGCUGCGGGGUGCUCACACCACAGUCCUGGCCGUUGUUGAAGUCCUUCCUUUCUCUUUCUUCCCCUUUCCCCUCCCACCUUUUCAUGAAGUCUUUUUAGAGUAAAUAUAUAGCUGAACUGUUUUAUGAGUCAGACCCGAGGGCUAUUUUCAGUUAUGUUGUCCACUCUUCUAUGGAAAUAUUUGUUCAAGUUUGUGGUAUGUCUGUCUACCUGGUAUUAACCCGCUGGGGAUACAGCAUGUUUCACUUGUGAAACCUUGAGUGUCAUGUGAGUUGGUAUUUACUCCCAUGGAAAAGACUGAAUGUUUAUACCUCCCUCUCCCCAUCCCUGUCCCUGAAUUCAUAUAUUGAAAACUAACCCCCAGUGCAGUGGUAUUUGGGAGGUGACUAGGUCAUGAGGGUGGAGUCCUCAUGAAUUGGAUUCGUGCCCUUAUGAAAAAGGCCCCAGAGAGCUCCCUUGUCUCUUGGAAGAUGACCAUUUUUGAACCAGGAAAGGGGUCCUUACCAAGCACCAAAUCCUCCAAGAGCCUUGUUCUUGGACCCGGGCCUCUCUCACAAUUAGUUGUGAGAAAUAAAUUUCUGUUGUUUUUAAGCCA